UGCUAAACCAGCUAGACUGAAAAAAACGACUUUUUUUUUUUUCAGACCAUUUGAACGGAAAAUCUCCAGUCCCCCCCCCAUCCUUUUCUCCCAAAUAGUCCGAUCCAACCCUAGAGGGGAAAGAGGGAGGGAGGGUGAGACAGCUGAUCAGUGCUGUGGCAUUCUGAGUUUAGAGAACUGAGAGAGAGAGAGAUUGAGGAAGCUGACAUAAGAGGAAGAAGCAGUAACCGACUGUGAAGAACCUACAGCCUGAAGAGUUUUAAUACCUUUAGGAAGAUAAAUAAAACAAGAGAAUGUGUUCGAAUGAAAGAUAUAUAGAAUAAGAUAGAUAGAGAGAGAGAGGGACUUGACAUCAAAAGAAGAAAACAUCGUGAGAAGAAGAUAGUGGCAUGAAACGUGACUCAAGUGCCACGUGAAGUUUCCUGCUGAUGAAAAAACAUCUCAUGAAGGAGAGAGAGAGAGAAACACAGGGGUAAGCAAGAUUAAAAUAAGAGGACGGAAAUUUUAAGAAGCAAGGAAUUGCAAUGAAACGCGACCUGAGGACGUAGGAGGAUAGAAAGAGAUUAAGAGGAAAAGAGAGAGAGAGAGAGAGAGAGAGAGAGAAGCUCGGCUCUGGAUCCGUGAAGACGUGCGUGUUUUUAAGAAGAGAUGUCGUGGCUGUCGCCUGUGCAGUGGGCCAAAUGGACUUGGUCUGCCAUGAAAGGAGCAGGAGAGGACGAGCUAGAGGAGAACGGCGUCCAAAACAGGGAGAUGGAAGAAGACGACGAGGAAGAGGAGAGAUCUCAGAGCUUCAGCUCGGAUUCAGAAGGUCAGUUCGAGACGCCUGAGACGGAGUCACCUGUCCAUCAACCACUAGCUCCACCCACAACACACAUCACAGAAGAAGACACUGUGUCCAUCACCGUAACAUCAGAACUGCAACCUACAAACCAGGACAAGUGUCCAAAUCCACAGACCGAUGAUUUGGACUGUAACGGCCUCCUUCCAAAAAUUCUGAAGAUGAAAUCUCCUCUCAUUCCUGAAUCCACAGAUGUGGAACCAGUCAUCACACCCAGUCCUGUCAACAUGGAUGAUAUUCCUCUUUCCAAAAAUCCGUACGCCUUCGAACUGGAAACAAAAGUUCAGGAUGAAGACGAUACCGGAUCUCAGAAACCAGGAAGUAAACUGGAACCUGAUCAAAAUAUGAAACCCACAGAACCAGAACCGGGACGUGACUUGGACGAUGUUCCUUUACCUGAAAACUUACACAGUUUAGAACAGACAUCUGGAUUCCAAGACAAUGAUGGAGAGUGCAAAAAAUCUCCAACUCAGAAACGAGGAAACAAACCUGGAAGCAAAUCAACAUCUAAAAAACAGAAGCCCAAAGCGACGGUGGGAGAAAACGACACACACACACCUCUAAACGUGGACGACAUUCCUCUCCCCAAAACAUCCUACAAUUUUGACCCGAGCCAAUGGGACGACCCUAAUUUUGAUCCGUUUGGAGGGAAAAACAAAGUCCGGAAUUCUCCGACACUCCCGAAAGCGUCGUACGAUUUAAUUCCUGAUAACGUUGAUGACUCGCUGGAUGCCUUUAAGCCGUCGAAGAAGAUCAGUGAAAGCGGCGACUCGGAGAGAACCAACGAUGAGAAAAUAGAGGAGGAGAGCAAAGAGAGCCCUCUGGUGGUGGAGAGGAAAGUGAGACAGGCGCCUAAGAAGAGCAAAGACAAGAUUAUAACGAACACAUGCAAAGUGAAGAAGUAUGAGAACACAUCAUUAGCGCUUGAAGUCUCCAAGCAGAUUGAGGAAGAACAGGAGGAGCCGGUACGUCACGCUACUGAUGAGGAGAAACUUGCAUCGACAUGCACAAUGCAGAAACACGAUAAAACAACGAAGACGUCGAAAACGGAAGAUGACCUAGUGAAGAAGGAUCAUUUUCCCGAGAAGGAGAUCUGCACACCUAGUGAGAGCUUGGAGAAGACCAGCCCCAACCUUGACUCCAUCGCGCUCAGUGAAAUAGACAAAGCUGCUGUUCUGACUCUCAUCAGAGAGGAGAUAAUCACAAAAGAGAUCGAGGCAAACGAGUGGAAGAGGAAAUACGAGGAGAGCAGAAUGGAGGUGCUGGAGAUGAGGAAAAUAGUGGCCGAGUAUGAGAAGACGGUAGCACAGAUGAUCGAAGAUGAGCAGAGGAAGAACAUGGGCUCUCAGAAGAGCGUCCAGCAGCUGAUAACGGAGCGGGAUCAGGCUCUGUCUGAUCUCAACUCAGUCGAACGCUCGCUCUCGGACCUGUUCCGGCGCUACGAGAACAUGAAGACCGUGCUGGAGGGAUUCAAGAAGAAUGAGGAGGUGCUGAAGAAGUGCGCUCAAGAAUAUUUGGCACGUGUCAAACAGGAGGAGCAGCGUUAUAACACACUGAAAAUCCACGCUGAGGAGAAACUUGACAAGGCAAAUGAAGAGAUCGCUCAGGUGCGAGCGAGGGCAAAUGCGGAGUGUGUGGCGUUGAACGCGAGCCUGAGGAAGGAGCAGAUGAAGGUGGAGUCUCUGGACAGAGCACUCGAACAAAAGAAUCAGGAAAUCGAGGAGCUCACAAAGAUCUGUGAUGAACUCAUCGCCAAACUUGGCACAACAAACUGAACACUGAGCACCCUGGGGUUUCAGCUUCGAGCUUAAGUCCUGACUGAGCUCCGCCUUCCUUCGCACUGCUCCGCCUCCAACCUAGUCCUGCAUGUCUGGAUGUUUCUAACAUCCAAAGCAUGGAAUUGCAACAUCAGCUCAAGUAAAGCACCUGUAAUAGAGACUUUUUAGAUUCAGAGACGCUAAUAUGGCGGUCUGCACGUAUCGUCAACGCUAGCUGCAGUUUCUACACGAGUCAUGAAUCUGAAUGUGUUUGCGCUUUGUGACGGCUCUGCUUUUGGAUGCAGUGUAUUUCAUCCAUGAGGCGAAUGUGUGUGUGUGUGUGUGUUUGUGGGUAUCGUCCAUUCGUGUGUGUGUGUGUGUGUGAGAGAGAUCCUUUCCUUAUAGUACCUGCACUUUGUAAUGUGUGUAUGUGAGAGAGAGAGAGAGAGAGAGAGAGAGAGAGAGAGGAUGACUGUAUUUUCCAGACUAUAAGACCUUUUUGUUUUUCCACCCAAUCCCAUCUUUUGGCAUCAAAAUCAGAGUUGUCAUGGCAACCAAAAGUACAGAUCAUGCCAACAGAAAUAUUAUUACACAUAACUGCUAGGAGAUAACUGAUGCUAACCAAGGUCCAGUGCUAAGAUUUAUGAGCAAUAAAAACACAAUAGGGCAUGCUCUCAUAGGAAAAUAAUCAGUGACAGGGUAGUUGUGAUGAAUCAGAGAUGAAUCAGAGUUACUGUUACCACCAUGAAGUGUUUUAUUAUUCUUAUACUGCAGUUUGCCAACACUAACAAUGUUUUCUCUGUUGAAGAACGACAUGGCGUACUUUUGUCCAUUUUUUGUUACAUUUAGUGUUGUGAAAUGGCCAUGAAACUUCACCAGUUGCAUUAUAGCAGCUAUGAACAGCCGUUUCCUCCCCGACCUUUCUUUGUUUCUCUCAUAAAGUUCUAGUAAGUUGAUGGGAAUUGGCAAAACAGAGUGAAAAAAGUUCCUCGGAAAUUUUAUUUACAUAUUAUAGCCUAUAUAGCAUUGUGUUAGCAGUAAGAGUUGGACAAACAAAAGCUUUUUCAGCAAGUCUUAUACUCUGGAAAAUAUGGUAGGCAAAUAUCUGUGCUGUGUGUGUGUGUUUAAUAAAAGUGUCCCUCGCUCUACAACACCAGUGCCAGUGCAGUCCCAUAAUGCACACAUUUUAUUGUAAAUAAGAAUUUAUUACAUGUUUAUUUUGUAUGAUUAUAAAGAUUAAUGGUUCGGUUAAUUUGUGCGAAAAUGAGAAAAUCUUGCUAACAAGUUUAUGCGUGUAGCGUUUCUUAGCGUCAGUGUUCACACACUGGGAUUUGUGUUCCAGAAUUUAACCUUUUAAUAGAUUAUUUACGUUACAUUUAGUACUGCACUAAUCCUAUAGUUAGGACUUGUAUUACGUCUGAAACGUUUCUGCUUCAGCAAAGACGGAGCUUAGAGUUAAUUGGAUUCACACUGGCGCUAACCUUUCUUUUCACUGCUAAUGGUUUAGCACAAAAUACACAAUAUAAUAUUUCCUAACUCAGCACUGUGCUAGUAUUAUCUAGCUACUCUGGGAAAUAUUAACAUUACUGCUCUACAGAUAGCUAUGUCAUGUUACAUAGCUAGCCACUAGCUUAACGAACAAAUUAGCUAUUGAUCAUAUUGUGUCAUUAAAACAGGUAGCUAAGUUUGCUAGCCAGCAAGACAACCUGAGGUAAAAUAUUUUAUUGCGUAAUUAAAACCACUACAUCGAUAUGGAAGUUAAAAGAGAGGUUAGUCGUGGCUAAUGUAAUUAAAUGUAACUUAAGCUCUGCCCUUAUUGAUUCAGUGAUGUGUCAAACAAAACAAUGGCAUUGCUAGUUACGUUAGAAUUAAUCAGGUGUGACGCACAAAGAAAUCAAAAUGAACUGAAAGUGAUUAAACUUGAUCUUUUAUUCAAUCUUCUUUUUAUGAAGGUAGAAAAAAACCCUUUAAUUCUUAUGAUUUUUCAAAGCAUUUCGCUAAUUCCACUUUAAGCACUUCAGAAAUCAAGAGGAACCGUUUCUUAAAUGGCGAAUGGACUUGAGGCUUUUUUUUUUUCAGCAAUUUAGCACCUUUUCAUUGCUUGGAAACUCUGAUCCGUGUUUGUGUUUCUCAGUGUUUCAGUACUGGUUUUGACCUGCCCUUGUUGACUUCGCUUAAAUUCAGGAGAUGAGCGUUAGCAUUGUAGAUUUCAGGAAUUUAUCCAGAAAGCAUUGCUGUGGUAUGAUUUUGAAAAUUAUCGGAUUAGUUGUUCAGUCAGGUUUUACUGAUCUGUACAUGACAGCUGAUGAAACUGUGGUACUUUAUGCUAAUAGCUAAUUAGCACAUGAGAUCAUUAGCAUGCUAGGUAUUUAUUUGGCUAGUUAGGCAGUUGGGACAGAGUUUAAAGAAUAAAUCUGUACAAAUUGCAGGGAAAUUGUAAAUAUCUUCAUCAUACUACUGUAUUUUGUAAUUUAUUACGUAAAAAACCAGCUGAUUAGCGUUCUAGUGGCCUAGCAAGGCCAUGUCUAAGUGUAACUCUGAGAAAACGUUCUUCAAUUACAUUCUUCUCACUAUUGUUGUAUCAGGUGUAUUGGACACUCGUGUCUUGGCUUGUGUGUGAACAAAUUUUAUGGCACAAAUAACGAAUGUGUUCCAUUCGUAUCUCCAGAGACACUCGUGUGAUGUGAGGGAAAGUCAACAAGGGUGUGUUGAUAAAGGUAUUGGAACGCUUCACCUUUGUGAAGGAACAAAAUAUUUUUAUAUAAAUCCUGUUCGACUGACAAUCCGUCUCUGAUUAUGUGCCUGUUGCCAAAGUGAUGCCAGGCAAGCUGCCAGUGUCGUAUCCCACAAUCCCCUGCGUGUCAUAUGCAAUAGCUGCCAAAAUGUGUGCGUGAAGCAGGCGUGCUGAUAUACGGCUUUGGUUUUUUUGUUUACACUGCAAAACGUAGUCGCAUUCAGGAUGGCUUUGAUAAAGAAGUGUCCUUCUCUGAGAGUUGAUCCCAUCGUUCUGUGCAUCGCACGAGUUGUACAUGAAAGCACGGAAAAUGUGGUGGACGCUCCUUCCUUUCUUCCUUCCUCUUCCUGUUGCCUCUCUUUCUUUCUUCAGUUCAUCAUAAUGAAAUCAUAACAGUGUGCUAAAGAGUGACUGGGAGUUUAGUGAUGAUGAUGAUGAUGAUGAUGAUGUGAAGAUUUAUAUGUGCAUAUGCUUAUAGCGCUGAAUUCUGGCUGUGUGUGUGUGUGUGUGUGUGUGUGUGUGUGUGUGUGUGUGUGUGUGUGUGUGUAUUCAUGUUCUUCAUGUUUGUACAGUGUGAGAGAGAGCUGCACAGAAAUCAUGUUUACUAAUAUAUACAUUCUCUAUUAUAUUCUAUAUUUUGUGCAUAAAGUGUUGCCUGAAUUAAAGGUAUUCAAACAUA
Molecule: messenger RNA, 6008 nt
Organism: Neoarius graeffei (lesser salmon catfish)
Lineage: Eukaryota; Metazoa; Chordata; Actinopteri; Siluriformes; Ariidae
Gene: tacc1
Product: transforming, acidic coiled-coil containing protein 1
Exons: 13
Coding region: 649-2613 (654 amino acids)
Biological process (GO): mitotic spindle organization; cell population proliferation; cerebral cortex development
Cellular component (GO): cytoplasm
Source: RefSeq, a predicted model, not a curated record